UUUUACUGUAUUUGCGAUCAACUUUUAGUACAACGACCCAGCCUCGUGCGGACACGCAAUCUUUAAUACAUUUGAUGUGUUUUGUCACACCGCACCACAAAUAUCAAAGAUGGGGGAAAAAGAACAUGUGAAUUCUUGUAGUUCUAGCAUUGAUAAUUUAGACGAAUACAAGGAAAUAUCAGAGGGGAAAGCUAAAAUUUUAUUUCCUAAAGCUAACACAGUAUUUUACAACAAUGUUCAAGUAUUUAACAGAGACUUAAGUGUGGCAAUUAUUAAAAAAUUUAAUCAAAUACGCCAAACAGAAUUAAAAGGAAAACGGAAUAAUCAUCAAACAAAGAAACACGUAGAAGAUCAAAGCAAAAGUUCGUCGACUGCUGUGCUUAAUAACAAUGGUACAGAUAAGCCCUUGAUUAAUAUUCUUGAAGCUCUGUCUGCAACUGGAUUAAGGGCUGUGCGCUAUGCGCUUGAAAUACCCAAUGUAAGGAUUGUAGCAAACGAUUUGAGUAAGGAAGCAGUCAAAAAUAUUACAAGAAAUAUUAAAUUUAAUAAUGUUGAUGGUGUUGUUUCAAGUUCUCUGUCCGAUGCAAGUUUGCUCAUGUAUCAGCACCGCUUCCCAUUAUCUAGCCGGUUUCAAGUCAUCGAUCUUGAUCCAUAUGGUUCUCCUUGUCAGUUCCUAGACGGAGCUGUUCAAGCCAUUGAUGAUGGUGGAUUACUUUGUAUCACUUGUACAGACAUGGGUGGCCUGUGUGGUAACCAUGGUGAGGCUGCCUUUGCAAAAUAUGGUGCCAUGCCUUUUAAGGCUAAAUACUGUCAUGAAAUGGCAUUGCGAAUAGUUUUGGGUUGUGUUGAUUCUCAUGCUGGUAGAUACAAGCGUUAUAUAAAACCAUUGCUAUCAUUGAGUGCAGAUUUUUAUAUUCGUAUAUUUGUGCGUGUGUAUACAAGUGCUGCUGAAGUCAAACGUUCUGCAAGCAAAAAAUCAUAUGUUUUUCAUUGUAAUGGUUGUGAAACAUUCCAUUUACAGCCAGUUGGGAAAAGUGUUGAAGUUGGUGAUAGUAAAAAGUACAACCCUGCUUCUGGUCCUGUGGUGGGUAAAACCUGUGAAGAAUGUGGUUGUACCUUUAAAAUUGGUGGUCCUAUAUGGUCAGAGCCGAUGCAUGAUGUUGAGUUUGUUAAAGAUUUGUUGCACGAUGUAAAAGAGGAAAAGGAUUGUUAUGCAACUUUCGAUCGCAUCAAUGGUGUUCUUGCAGUGAUGUUAGAAGAAUUGGAAAACCAGCCAUUGUAUCUUGUGCUCGACAGUUUAUGUAACACACUUCAUUCCACAACACCAUCACAAGCACAGUUUAGAUCCGCAAUGUUGCACGCUGGUUAUAAAGUUUCCAGUACACAUGCAAACGAGGUUGGAUUCAAAACAGAUGCACCAGUUUCAGUCAUUUGGGAUAUAUUGCGCUGCUGGGUGAAAAAACAUCCAGUGAACUCAAAAAAGAUAAAAGAACGAUCUCCUGCGGCUGCACUACUUGAAAAAGAAGCAAAAAUGGAAGCAAAUUUCGAAAUAUUACCAGAAGCUACUCCAAUGUCAAAACAAUUGAAGCUGACUCGUUUUCCUGUUAAUCCGGAAGCUGAUUGGGGUCCUAAAGCGAGGGCUAGUACUAAAGGAUAUACCAGUCUCGCAGACAAAAGAAAAGAGUUACAAGGCAAAAGACAACGAAAUAAAGAGAAAAAUGACUUGAAACAAUUUCUAUGUAAACGAUUCAAAAGGGGUGAGUGUGCACGCGGAGAAGGUUGCAAGUUCUCGCACGCGGUACUGGACGAACCGAAACCUGGCGAAGAAAUGACAAAAGACAAUGUUAUGGAAACGUGACCUAUCACUGAUGUGGCCUUAUUUAUUUUAUGCGGUUAUCUUCAUACAAUUUAAUCUCAUAUAUUGACUGUGUAUGAAAGAUUUAUUACCGUAUAUCUGUCGACCUGGUAUAGAUUAUACGUGAGAUAAGUACAGAGAAUUUCCAAUUUGCAGAACUCUUUCGAAAAGAUUUAAAAUGAAGAUCAAAACUGCAAAAAACUUAAGACCUUGCACUACAUAUUGUAUGCUUCUCAUGGAAAAUUUGCGGAUCUAUUUUUAUGGUGCAAAUAAAAUCCCGAAGAAAAGA
Hydractinia symbiolongicarpus is the source of this 2144-nucleotide messenger RNA. Its product is annotated as tRNA (guanine(26)-N(2))-dimethyltransferase-like. Lineage: Eukaryota; Metazoa; Cnidaria; Hydrozoa; Anthoathecata; Hydractiniidae. Gene Ontology annotation, molecular function: RNA binding; metal ion binding. The record is from RefSeq and is a predicted model, not a curated record. Gene Ontology annotation, cellular component: nucleus. The coding region runs from base 110 to 1858 and encodes 582 amino acids. Gene Ontology annotation, biological process: tRNA N2-guanine methylation. The transcript has 7 exons.